Messenger RNA from Ostrinia furnacalis (Asian corn borer), 1585 nucleotides. Its product is annotated as peroxisomal membrane protein 11C. Gene Ontology annotation, cellular component: peroxisomal membrane. The transcript is spliced from 4 exons. The record is from RefSeq and is a predicted model, not a curated record. Gene Ontology annotation, biological process: peroxisome fission. Bases 227 to 922 code for a protein of 231 amino acids. NCBI's taxonomy places the organism in Eukaryota, Metazoa, Arthropoda, Insecta, Lepidoptera, Crambidae.
UCAAAAUAUCAGCUGGUUUUGCGUAGCGUAAACUUGCUAACCUUUCGAAAUCAAGGUUUGCCGCUUGCUUAGAGAUUGGAGAAAAUGAAAUAGGUAGUUAUCAAGCGCAAAUUCGCAGUAUCGCACGUGGCUACGACGCCAACGCCGCAAUAAAUCCGCCCGAUAAGUUAUCAGUGCAAAGUUUGUGCCUGUGGUGUGCAGCAGUGUAAAAUAACUUUCUGUCGCAAUGUCUUCAGCUGUUGAAGAUAUUUGCGAACUAUUAGAUAGUUAUAAUGGUAGAGAUAAGGUCGUGCGACUAGCGUGCUAUGCCUUCAAGCUGUAUGGCUGCAUUCACAAUGACAAGGCCUGGCAGACGGCGGGCUCCCGCCUCUCCGGCGCCCGGCUCAUACUGCGGCUCUUUGACGACAUCCCUAUGAUCAGGCACACAUACUCAUACGGAUUAGGACGACAUGAGUCUUCAACAACAGCAGCAAUCCUUGGAGUUCUUGCCAACACAGUGGACCAGGCUUUUCUGCCGGUGGAGAAAGCCUGCUGGCUCCACGAAGUCGGCAUCCUCAAGCUUCAGCCCAACACCGCUUAUGUGCUCGAGACCGUCAGCACAGCGCUCUGGGCAGCCAGCCUUUACAUAUCACUGAUACAGACUGGGCGGUCGAUAAGACAGCUGUGGUGGAGCCGCGAUUGCCUGCAGAACUCCUCAGAAGAUGGUGGAGCUGAUGCGAGAAGGAACCUAGACGUCAGACUGGUCUUACAGGCCAUUACAGCUGGGAAACUUUGUCUCGACAUCACGCAUGCCGUCAGCUGCCUCCCUGAAGGCUGGUUAUGGGGAGAAAAGAUCGGUGCCACAAAGGUCGCCGCGAUAGCCACGACAUCCUCUGUGAUCGGUAUUGCCAUGUACUUUGCCAGAAAACGACUUCUAAAGUAACAUUUUGCUCUCUAGUGGCAAACUUUUGAAUUAUUUGAAGCCAAAAGUUGGGAAUGAUGGAUAGAAAAACAUGAAAUACUGAAGAUUACUUUGUGAAUACGAUGUGGUUGUGUUUUGGUACAACACUUGAAGAGGUGUAUAGAUGAUUAAUUAAAAAUAGUCUUCCAAUAUAAUUACAAACCAAUUUGUAAAUAGAACAAGUUUUACCGACAAAUGUUUGCAUUUUAUGUAUGUUGACUUAGAACUAGUCAAUCUCAAUGAAUGUGUUGAAAUUAUUAUUUUUUUCAAAGAUGUAUUUUUUUAUACAAAAAUUGAUAUUAGUUAUAAUAAUCUGAAAUGUAUUUCAUCAAUAUAAUUCCAAAUUAGUUAAAUACUAAUUAAGUAUGUAUUUGUUUUUCUUACGAAAAUGUGCUCGGUUCAUAAGGUUAGACAAGUCAAUUACCUUACUGGUUACAUUAGGUACUUACCUGUACGAUUCGCAAUAAUUUUUAAACUGGUUUCAAUUUAAAAUCUAAUUAGAAAAUGUUUACUGUUUAAAAUAUUUCGCAAUACAAGUGAUUUAAAAUUACCUAACUAUUUACGUAAUUAAUUAAAUAUGUAAUUACACUCUAUUAUUAGUGACAAAGUACCUGCUGCUGUAUUUAUAUCUGAAGCUAUUUGUUA